AUGCUCCGAGGCGGGCCAGGAUCAGGCCUCAGGGGCCUGAAGGAGGCCGAGGGCACUGUGGAGGGCUCUUUGCUGGAGGUCGGGAGGGAUUUUGGGGUGCUGAGGGAGAACGGCGCCCCCCGCAGCCUGGGCGAGACGGAGGAGGCGACCGGCCGGAAGCGCGCGCGGCCCGUGCGGUCCAAGGCGCGGCGCAUGGCGGCCAACGUGCGGGAGCGCAAACGCAUCUUGGACUACAACGAGGCCUUCAACGCGCUCCGCCGCGCGCUGCGCCACGACCUGGGCGGCAAGCGGCUCUCCAAGAUCGCCACGCUGCGCCGGGCCAUCCACCGCAUCACGGCGCUCUCCCUGGUCCUGCGCGCCAGCCCCGCGCCCCGCUGGCCCUGCGGGCGAAGCUGGUACCGAUGCCCCGGGGUGGCCUCUACCGGUUCACUUCCCUGGCCGCGAGGCUACCUGCGAGCUGGCCCUGGGCUGAGCUACCAGCACUCCUGA
This is a messenger RNA of Echinops telfairi (small Madagascar hedgehog), 489 nucleotides long. It is a transcript of the gene BHLHA9, whose product is annotated as basic helix-loop-helix family member a9. Gene Ontology annotation, biological process: developmental process; regulation of transcription by RNA polymerase II. The coding region runs from base 1 to 489 and encodes 162 amino acids. NCBI's taxonomy places the organism in Eukaryota, Metazoa, Chordata, Mammalia, Afrosoricida, Tenrecidae. The record is from RefSeq and is a predicted model, not a curated record. Gene Ontology annotation, molecular function: protein dimerization activity; RNA polymerase II transcription regulatory region sequence-specific DNA binding; DNA-binding transcription factor activity, RNA polymerase II-specific. The transcript is spliced from 2 exons.